Molecule: messenger RNA, 555 nt
Organism: Penicillium expansum
Lineage: Eukaryota; Fungi; Ascomycota; Eurotiomycetes; Eurotiales; Aspergillaceae
Exons: 2
Coding region: 1-555 (184 amino acids)
Cellular component (GO): mitochondrion
Source: RefSeq, a predicted model, not a curated record
AUGAAUACCUUCUACACGACAAAUACAGCAACGCGCCGCGAACAUGAAAACCUCUUCCGUUAUACCAGUGGACGAUGGCUCUGGGAUGAAGAAGAACAACUCUGUGACAGGUAUAAGGCCUUUAAUAUUACAGAGCUUCAAAACCUAGCGGCCAAAGCCAUUGAGGCGGAUGGCUGUGUUUCAAUAGCAAAACUGGUCGAAGGGGGGUUUAAUAAGGUAUUUCGUCUUCUCAUGGAUGAUGGAAAAACUGACCUGGCACGCAUACCAAAUCCAAAUGCGGGGCCUUCGUUUUAUACGACUGCCUCAGAAGUUGCUACAAUGGAAUUCGCCCGGACCGUUAUGAAAAUUGCUGUGCCCCAAGUAUUUGGGUGGAGUGCUACUGCCCAAAACCCAGUGGGCUCAGAAUACAUCAUUAUGGAGGAGGCGACAGGAUCCCAACUUGGGACAGUGUGGGGUAAAAUGACUCCGGACUUAGAACUGAAUAUUAUGAGGGAUAUCGUAUCUAUUGAGACCAAAAUGCUGUCAAUGUCAUUUUCACAGUAUGUGCUUGUUUGA